Molecule: messenger RNA, 3099 nt
Organism: Colletotrichum orchidophilum
Lineage: Eukaryota; Fungi; Ascomycota; Sordariomycetes; Glomerellales; Glomerellaceae
Product: armadillo repeat protein
Exons: 3
Coding region: 1-3099 (1032 amino acids)
Biological process (GO): proteasome-mediated ubiquitin-dependent protein catabolic process
Cellular component (GO): GID complex
Molecular function (GO): protein binding
Source: RefSeq, a predicted model, not a curated record
AUGGCACGCUCGUCGACUCCCCCGAUCCUCUCGCAGCUCCAGAGCGCAAGGAGCUAUACCGAACAGACGAGUGCGCUGCGGGCUCUCAAAAACGAUGUCGUCGGGCAUGCACAGAAGAAGGAGAUGUGGGCUGAGCUAGGCGCACUGGAACCCAUCGUCAAGAUUCUCAAUGCUUCUCGAUCGCCGGCCAAGGUCAACAGCAAAGACGCUCGCCCGAGCUCCAACUCUCCAUGGUUGAGCGAGGAAGAGACAGUGAGGCUUCAAGCUCUGCAACUCUUGGCGAGCUUUGCCAAUGGCGGCACUGCUUUUGUCGAGCCACUCCUCGCUGCGGGCACGCUGCCAGCUGUAUUGGACAAUGUAUGUCCGACAACGAACGCUCCUCUGCUCGUCACUACGGCACUACGUGUCCUUCUCAACGUCAUCGAAGCUUCCGCUCUAUCGACAACGAACUCGCCAAUAGAUAUGCAAGCCUUGGCCGAGGCCAUCUUCGCAUCCGAACAUAUCGAUUCUUUCAAUAGCAUACUUUCUAGCAGCGCAACUGUGUCCGAGCAACAAACUCAAGUGCCAUUAGUAGCGAGCAUCAUCAGCCAAUUGUGUCGAGACGAGAAGCAUCAACUGGCUAUGGCAAAUCAAAGGGUCAUUGACUCCCUCGCAACUAAGUUGGCAAGCAUUGCUGUUGCUGAAGGGCAUGUCAUUCCCUACGCCGAAGUGUUCGGCCGGGUGGAUCGGAUGUCGGACUUCACUCCGGAGCCGGCACCGUCCAGUUCAAACUUGGCUUCCAUCUUGGAAGCAUUGACUGUCAUCAUCACGGACUCUCGCUUCAGAGCGUGCACGCUGUUGUGCUCGCCGGCGAUCAUGGCCAUCUUCCCUUCCCUGAAAUUCAACCCGUCAAAAGAAGUACGAGCGCCCUGGAACUCCCUAGAGGUGAGCGGUCUCGGAUACGCGCGGCAGCAAAAUCUCAGUGCUCUGGACUAUCUGCUACCCGCCGUCCCUAUACACCAAGGUCGAAUUCCCGGGUCGCAGCAAUCGCACUUUCCUGCUCUGGGCAUGUCCGAGGCGCGGGAGCGGGCUCGCUCAGCCGCAAGCAAAUACAGCUCUACGGCUUCCGUAUGGGAGGCUUCCCGAUUCGAGUUGUUUGGGAACGAGACAGAGCCGGAAGAAGAACAGGAGACUCCCCUAAUACCGUGGCUGAUACUCUUGAUCAGAUCACGGCAGAGUCUAGACCGGCUGAUGGCUGCCAAUCUCCUCACCUCACUUUUCAGGUCUGGGUUUGGCAGCAAGUAUCUGAGAGAGACUAGUCUCUGUCUUCUGGUUGUUCCUGUUCUCAUGGACAUGCUCGAACAGCUUCAAGCGGCACCACCAGUUGUGAAGUCUCCUCUGGUUGAUGCGGACGUGGCGUUGAAGUGGACGAUAUUGGAGCGUACGCCGGCCAUCCUUGCCCGAAUGAUCACAGACAGCGAACCGCUCCAAAAGGCUGCUUUCGACUGCGGCGCCGUCAAAUGUUUUAGCAAGCUUCUCAAAGACGCAUACGAGCCGAUUCCAUCGUCUGCCUAUGCCAAAGUAUGGUCACCACAGGCCGAUACCGCGAUGGAGACGGAAAGUACCCCUCCCUCUCGUGCCCUGGGAUCAGAAGGACAGCCGCCGCUCCUGGCCCACAGAGUUCGGAUGCGAGAAAGCGCACUUAAGGCGAUAGGGGCUCUAGCGGCUGGCAAGGACGAAUAUCGCAAGGCUUUCGUCGAGCAGGACGUCGUUGCUCACAUUGUGCAGUCAUUGUCGCCUACGCCCGGCAAGCCGUCGAAUCCAAAGGAUCGCAGCAAACCAAACGAACCAGAUGGACCUAUUCGUGACGGGUCCGCGCCCGACCACAAUUCUGGGUACGGCAACAACCCCCUCUCGGUUUUGAUUGCAGGUUGCCACGCUGUAAGAAUGCUGUCACGGUCGGUUAGUAUCCUCAGGACAUCUCUAGUGGACUAUGCUGUGGCUGUGCCCCUAUUCCGGUUCCUCAGACACCCUGACGUGGAUGUCCAAAUUGCUGCCACUGCUGCAAUUUGUAAUCUAGUCACCGAAGUUAGCCCCAUGAGGGAGCUCCUGGCCGAUCGGGGCGUGAUGAAGAUCCUGUGUGAGCAUGCGCAUUCUCUCAAUGCAGCACUGCGCCUCAACGCUCUCUGGGCACUGAAGCAUUUCGUACAUGCAGUUGACCUUGAUACCAAAAAGCAAUGUCUGGAAGUACUUGAGUCUGGAUGGCUUGUGCGGCUUAUUUGCGACGACACGGAAGAUGAUGCCCUCUUCCUUGCUAGGUCAAAGAUGGACAAGCAGAACGCUGUUGACAUUGGAGAUGACGUAGAUGGCGAUGUCGAGAUGGACCAGGCUGAUUCGUUGUCCAAAUCGUGGUUGGGUUCGACAAUGCAGCCGCAAGACGCAGACGGCAAGCGAUCAGCCAAGUUACGGCAGACAGAGGCGAAAUUGGCGGCUCUUCGCGAGGCCGAAAUCAACCCCUUACGGAAAGCCCGCAAUGAUGAUCUCGCCAUUCAGGAGCAGGGCCUCGACUUCAUAAGGAAUUUGAUCGGGGCGGCCGGGUCUGGGACGCAUUCUGAUUCUCCAAGCGACACCACGGAGAUGAUCAACUACCUUUUCGACGAGUUGGGACAGGACAGAGUUUUCGAUAUACUGGCCAGGAAACUACAGGCCAAGGUCCUUCAUCCAACGGCAAGACGAUCUACGGGUUCGGGACGAGAGGCUCGCGUCCUCUACCCGCAGGCCAAGAUCAUCGAGGCCGUAGUGUUCAUCCUCGUUCAUAUGGCGGCCAGUAUCCCGCGUCAUCGACAAUUGGUUAUUGCGCAAACAGACUUACUCAAACUGUUGGCGAAUCACUUCAAUAGCAAGGACAAGGAAGUCCGGGUAGCCCUUUGUCACUUGAUCAGCAACCUCACAUGGCAAGAUGACGACAACGACGCACGGGGGUGCGCCCAGAGGGCAUAUGAACUCAAGAAGUUGGGAUUCCUUACCAAGCUUGAGGGAUUAGAAGACGAUAGCGAAUUAGAUGUGCGAGAGCGGGCUAAGAGUGCAGUUUGGCAGAUGAAGCAACCCGGUACAGACUAG